UGUUAGCUCUGUCGUCAAAGACGGAUCUUGAUCAUGGCUUGAUGGAUGAUGAUGGGUGAUCAGCUUAUCAGCUGGAAAGUCGGCUACUUCGCAAAAGUUUCUUGAGUGAUAGUUUUGUUUUCAGGAUACCAUGGAAAACCGAGUAGCUUUGACUGUUGCUUUUGCUCUUGUAGCAGUUGCAGUCCGCUGGGCUGUUUCGUUAAAUCAAUAUUCAGGUGCAAACAAGCCACCCAUGUAUGGGGAUUAUGAAGCCCAAAGGCAUUGGAUGGAAAUCACAACAAAUCUACCUGCCAAGGAAUGGUAUAGGAAUAGCACCACGAAUGACCUACAGUACUGGGGUUUGGACUAUCCUCCUCUGACUGCUUAUCACAGCUGGCUAUGUGGGAUUGUGGCAUAUAAGAUAAACCCAGAAUGGACAGAGUUGAAUUCUUCAAGAGGAUAUGAAAGCUACAAUCAUAAACUUUUUAUGAGGUACACAGUUUUAGCAGUGGAUCUCUUGUUAUACAUACCAGCCGUCUUAGCGUUUUGUUUCAUAGCUCUACCUCAGAGGUCCGAGUCCAACCAGUUGAAGAUAGCCGCUAUUUUCCUUUUGUACCCUGGACUGAUAGUGAUUGACCAUGGUCAUUUCCAAUACAACAAUGCAAGCUUGGGCUUUGCUUUGUGGGCUAUAGUUGCAAUUUCAACCAACCAUGACCUCUUGGGGUCGAUGGCCUUCGUCUUGGCCCUGAACUACAAACAGAUGGAACUCUACCAUGCCAUGCCAUUCUUCUGCUGUCUUCUCUCAACAUGUAUAUGGGAAACACGACUUCCACUCCUGUACCGAUUCUGGAAACUGGUGCAGAUUGCGGCGGUGGUGCUCGGUACAUUCGCAGUUUGUUGGUUACCGUUCCUGUUUGACGUCAACGUCUUGGUGCAGGUGUUACAGAGACUCUUCCCAGUCAACAGGGGCUUAUUUGAGGACAAAGUGGCCAAUGUGUGGUGCAGUGUCAAUGUCGUCUUCAAGAUACGCAACAUCAUGUCCCAGGAGUCCUUGGUCAAGCUCUGCCUUCUUACCACAGGAGUCGGCUUGAUGCCGUUAUCCGUUGACCUUCUCAGGGCCGGGACGAAAACAGCAAAUAGUGUUUUAAAAUUCCAGUAUGCUUUGGUUAACAGCGCCUUGGUCUUCUUCUUGUUUUCUUAUCAAGUUCAUGAGAAAAGCAUUUUGCUGGUAGCAUUGCCUGUGUGUUGUCUUCUGGACCGACAUCCUUUGCUUUGUUCCUGGUUUUUACUAAUUUCAACAUUCAGUAUGUUACCCCUUCUCAUCAAAGACCAACUAUUUCUGCCGUACUUUAUCUUAUGCCUGAUGUUCCUAAUCGUCGCUAGAACAGCUUUUGAAGAGAAGUCCUUCAAUUAUAGGACUCUGUUUUGGUUAUCGAUGACUGGAGCCGUAGCCCUCAGCUUAGCGAGCGUCACCGUCAAACCACCGGACAGAUUCCCUGAUCUAUUUGCCGUCCUCGUCUCCAUCUACGCCUGCGCACAUUUCGUGCCAUUCCUUCUCGUGUUCCACCUCUUGCAGUUCACAACGCCAGCUGACAAAGUCACCUUUGGGAACACCUCGAAAACAAAUGCUGCAGCAGGACACAAUCAGAGGCUGCAUGGAACCGGGAAGAAGGGCAAACAGACUCGAAAACCACAUGUGGAAUGAUUACAAGUGCACAUGUUUACAACUUAGAAUGAAAUUAAUAUGGUGCUAAAAUUAUGCGUUAAGGGCAGGCUUAACAGUAAUUACACUUUUGUUCCCUUGAGUUUUAUACAGCAUCGUAUGCAACUCCCUUUGACUGAGAUUAAUACAUGCAACUACUGUCUGCCGUUUAAGGGUUUUAAAAGGCACUGGACACUAUUGGUAAUUACUCAAAAUAAUUAUAGCAUCAAAACUCACUUGGUAACGAACAGUGUAGAGCUGUUGAUAGUAAAAACAUUGUGAGAAGCGGCUCUGAGAAAGAGGUAAUUAAUUCUUACUCGAUUAUUAAACAAUUUUAGGCCUGAUGCCUUUUUUAGGCAUCGCAAAGCACACAAAUUUGUGCAACAAGGGUGUUUUUCUUUCAUUAUUUUCUUGCAACUUCGAUACCAUAAAAUGUUGGUAUACACCAAGUGAGAUUACUGGUCUUUAACAAUUUGUGUCCAUUCCCUAUUAAGUUGCAUGUAACUGCGUUUAUCAAGUUGCAUGUAACUGCAUUGCCUUGUGCUCUUCAUAGUAACACAUAGAAUAACUAAGGGUCGAGUGGCAUGUGCUCCUGCCCCAAAACUCUCCUCCGCUGGUGUUCGUGAACACUUAGUUGUCUUUACAUUUGAAACUUGGACCAGGGGUGGAUUUCACAAGUGUAGUCCUAACUUGGGACUAGUCCUAAGUUAUGCUAAGAGAUAUGACUGGUCCUGGACCAGUAACUCGUUCUAACUUAGGACUGGUUCUAUCUCUUAGCAUUGCCUAGAACUAGUCCUAAGUUAGGACUUCCUUUGUGAAAUCCACCCCUUGUCAGAUUAAGAAAUUAUUUGAAUAAAAUACAACACUUUAUGUAGUAAAUUCAAUGAUUUUAAACUAAUUAUUUAACAUGCAGACAUUUUUUUAUUAUUUUUUUUUUACCUCUACAUGUAUGUCAGAUCGUCUUGUAAACAGCAUAACGAGAACUGAAAGGGUCUUGUUUUAAAAUGAUGGAAAUGGAGUUUACAGAUCCACUUGGCUAGAUGUGCCUGUGCAGUUGACCCCUUUGUACCCCCUCAAAUUUUACCUUCAUGUUGUCACUGGGAAUCAAUCUUAUACUCCCAGAAAAUUGUGCAAUCAAGAUUGAUUGUAGUUUUUAUGGUAUUAUGUUUAAGAGGUCAACAGUCUUGGGAGUAUCACUGAAUUGGAUAUAGCCAUCAAUUUACCAAUCAUUUAUUGUAUAUUGUUAAUUAUUAUUUUAGUUUAACACUGAUGCUGACCUUACUUGUGACCUCAACAUGCAUGUUGAAUGAUUUUUUUUACAUUCAAAUUAAACUACACACAGUGUGGACAAUUGA
Asterias rubens (European starfish) is the source of this 3036-nucleotide messenger RNA. Its product is annotated as dolichyl pyrophosphate Man9GlcNAc2 alpha-1,3-glucosyltransferase-like. Gene Ontology annotation, molecular function: dolichyl pyrophosphate Man9GlcNAc2 alpha-1,3-glucosyltransferase activity. The transcript has 12 exons. The record is from RefSeq and is a predicted model, not a curated record. Gene Ontology annotation, biological process: protein N-linked glycosylation. Bases 131 to 1684 code for a protein of 517 amino acids. Gene Ontology annotation, cellular component: endoplasmic reticulum membrane. NCBI's taxonomy places the organism in Eukaryota, Metazoa, Echinodermata, Asteroidea, Forcipulatida, Asteriidae.